Messenger RNA from Mytilinidion resinicola, 552 nucleotides. RefSeq lists its product as uncharacterized. The record is from RefSeq and is a predicted model, not a curated record. The transcript is spliced from 2 exons. Lineage: Eukaryota; Fungi; Ascomycota; Dothideomycetes; Mytilinidiales; Mytilinidiaceae. The coding region runs from base 1 to 552 and encodes 183 amino acids.
AUGCCUAUGGAGGCGGCAGUGUUGGCCGCAACGUGCCCGCGUCCUCGACGGCCUGCUCCAGCGCCGAAGCAGGCCAAACCUCGACUCCUGCAACUGCCGAUCGCGUCGUCGGCCAGCACAAUUAGCUGUCAGAUGGCGGGUUGGUUGAGGAGAGUGCUGCGAUGCGCGCAGUGUGGUGUUCGCCGGCCUCGCUCGCCGCGGAAGUCCUCCGUCAAUCAGCCAAACCACGGCAAUGGCACGCCCACGGGAGACGACCCAUGGUGGCAGCCAACCGGGGCCAGGGAAUCGCCAUGUGGUACUGCCCGCGGCGCUUCUCGUGGUGCUCCUCCGCCUUGCGGCCCUGCUGCGGUUUGCGUCGAGGAGGGCGAGUAUAGGCGGAUCGACUCUAAGCACUGGCGGCGCGCCUCCCGCCGCCAUCGCGGCACCGACAGGGCUGCCCUCAAGCACUGGGCAGAUUGUCGAUCCGGCGCCGGCGCUGCUCAGGAUUCGUACAUGGCGUCAACGAGCGUUGGCAGGAUCGCGAUCCCGGCCGCGUGCUGCAGAACAAAUUAA